AAAGCAACACAUCCCAUUUCUCUCUCUCUCUCAAGAACUCAUUCUCUCUCUCUAACAAAUGGAUAACAGCUGUAUAGAUGACAGUACUAGCAACACUUCAGGGUCUCUCUCCACCUCUACUCUCUCCGCGAAGAAGAAGCUCUCCCCUCCUCCUCCUCCUCCGGCGACGAUGCGUCUCUACAGAAUGGGAAGCGGCGGAAGCAGCGUCGUGCUGGACUCAGAGAACGGCGUCGAGACUGAGUCACGUAAGCUCCCGUCGUCGAAGUUCAAAGGCGUCGUCCCUCAGCCUAACGGAAGAUGGGGAGCUCAGAUUUACGAGAAGCACCAGCGUGUCUGGCUCGGCACUUUCAACGAGGAGGAAGAAGCCGCGGCUUCCUACGACAUCGCAGCUCGGAGAUUCCGCGGCCGCGACGCCGUCACGAACUUCAAGUCGCCGGCGCUCGACGGGACCGACGCUGAGUCUGCCUUUCUUGAGGCUCAUUCUAAGGCCGAGAUCGUUGAUAUGUUGAGGAAACACACUUACGCCGACGAGCUUCAACAGAGCAAACGGAAGUUCCUUGACGGUAACGGAAAACGAUGCGGGUCAGGGACGGCGGCAAUGAGUAAGGGAAACGACGGCGUUUCGAGAGCGCGUGAAGUUCUUUUCGAGAAAGCCGUUACGCCUAGCGACGUCGGGAAGCUUAACCGGUUGGUGAUACCGAAACAGCACGCGGAGAAGCAUUUUCCGUUACCGGCGAUGACGACGGCGACGGUGGUGACGGCGAUGACUCCGUCUCCGACGAAAGGUGUUUUGAUUAAUUUGGAAGACAGGACGGGGAAGGUGUGGCGGUUCCGUUACUCGUACUGGAACAGCAGUCAAAGUUACGUGUUGACCAAGGGCUGGAGCCGGUUCGUUAAGGAGAAGAAUCUCCGAGCCGGCGAUGUGGUUUGCUUCGAGAGGUCGACCGGACCAGACCGGCAGUUGUAUAUUGACUGGAAAGUUCAGUCCGGUAAGGAGGAAAUUACACCGGUUCAGAGUGUGGUUAGGCUAUUCGGGGUCAACAUUUUUAAUGAGACGACUAACGCUAAACCAAACGACGUCGCAGUAGAGUGCGGUGGCAAGAAGAGAUCUCGGGAAGUUGAUUUGUUUGCGUUAGGGUGUUCCAAGAAGCAGACGAUGAUGAUCAAUGCCUUGUGACAGUUUCAUUUUUUUUCUUAUUUUUAAAUUUGUUUCUCCUUUUUCAAAAUUUCUAUUAAAUUGGCAAGUUGUAAAUUAGGACAAGACAAGAAAAAAUGAUGACUAGGAAAUAGUUUUUGCUUACAUCUAAUUUGGGUUUGUUUUUCUCCCUUGCUCAUUAUGAUUUCUUUUCAACCAUAUA
Messenger RNA from Brassica rapa (field mustard), 1358 nucleotides. RefSeq names its product AP2/ERF and B3 domain-containing transcription repressor TEM1. Lineage: Eukaryota; Viridiplantae; Streptophyta; Magnoliopsida; Brassicales; Brassicaceae. Gene Ontology annotation, molecular function: DNA-binding transcription factor activity; DNA binding. The record is from RefSeq and is a predicted model, not a curated record. Gene Ontology annotation, biological process: regulation of DNA-templated transcription.